Molecule: messenger RNA, 2655 nt
Organism: Melanotaenia boesemani (Boeseman's rainbowfish)
Lineage: Eukaryota; Metazoa; Chordata; Actinopteri; Atheriniformes; Melanotaeniidae
Product: tumor necrosis factor receptor superfamily member 14-like
Exons: 10
Coding region: 223-1014 (263 amino acids)
Biological process (GO): defense response to Gram-positive bacterium; positive regulation of T cell migration; signal transduction
Cellular component (GO): membrane; external side of plasma membrane
Molecular function (GO): protein binding; transmembrane signaling receptor activity
Source: RefSeq, a predicted model, not a curated record
UUCUUAUUGACUGGAUCGGAACUUAUGUUGCUCGUCUGAAAAAUGUUUGAUUUAUUUAGUAUUUUUCUUGCAGUCCUUCAUGUUUCUGAGUCGACUUGAACGUGACGCAGAAAUCUAACAUAGUGGAACAUCGUUUAAACUAUCAACAACAUCGACCAGCAACGUUGGAUUUUACAUUCAUCUCGUCCCAAAAUCUCCGUGACCUUCCAGCUGCUUUACAACAUGAUUUUAAGAGGAAAACUUCAGGCGGCUGCAUCUGUGCUGGUUAUUGUGAUGAGAGCCUUUUCUGUCCAUACUCUAAACUGCCAUCCAUCUGAGUAUGAAAUAGGGAAUGAAUGCUGUCCCAUGUGUCCCCCUGGAACUCGAGUUAAAAGUGACUGCACAAGGUUCAGAAGUACGUCAUGUCUGUCCUGCACAGCUGGAUCAUAUAUGGAUAAACCCAAUGGACUUAAACAAUGUUCUCCAUGUCGUAUCUGUGAUUUAGGUGGUGGUCUGAAGGUGGAGCAGCCGUGUACAGCAGCAUCAGAUACUGUGUGUGAACCAGUAGAGGGAUUCUUCUGUAUCCACUCUACAAAGAGCAGCUGUGCAGCAGCACAGACACACAGCAGCUGUGAACCAGGACAGUACAUCAGUACAAACGGAACAUCCUCCUCAGACACUGAGUGCUCCGACUGCAGAGAUGGAACAUUUUCAGAUGGAGCAUCUUCAUCUUGUCAGCCACACACACAAUGUGAAUCUAAAAACCUUCAGCAGAUAAAAGCAGGAACGUCUUCAUCUGAUGCUGAAUGUGGAGAAAAAAGUUCCAGUUUGACACCAGCAGCAGUUGUUGGGAUCAUCUUGGUUGUUUUAUUAUUAAUAGCGACAGUUGUACUUUUAAUUCUCCACAGAAAGAAGAAAUUAUCUCUAAUAAGUGGUAAACAAAGGAAUGCAGCAAAUCACAGAGACGACAGAAGACCUGGAGGGACAACAGACCAAACAGAGAUGUCAUUAUCUCAAAGCAGGGAGGAUGGAUGAAACGUUUGACCCCAGCAGAGUUCAUGUGUUCCAGAAUCCAGUUACACUGCAGCUGGAUGCUGGUACUUUGUGCUGCACAGAACUGAACCACAGAAGCAGCUUUUCCAUCUCCACCACGGGGACGAGCACGUCUUCCAGACCUGCCUGCAGCACAUUAACACACAGUACUUCCUUGUGAUUGGUCGGUUUGUGUUUCCAUGUUUCCUGAUUUCUGGAGCUUCUCUCUGAAUCUGGGUGUUAAACACGAAGAGAAACUUCAACACGACGCCAUCGAGUGUGAGAGCACAUUUCACCAGCAUCAGCUGGACCGGCCCGACCGUACGCAGGCACCACGCAAGGAUGAAUCCAGCUUUACUCUGUCAGCACAGUUUGCUGUCACACUGCAGUCAAACAAACCUUUAAGCAUGUUCUUGGCAGCAGUGGCACUGGAUCAGGAAUUACUGAAGGAGAAGACAAAAACCAUGAAGAAGAAAACUUGCUCAUCGAUUGGUUGAUGCAGCACAACUUCCUGCAUUUGAUGGACUUGAAGUGAAGUGAGACUUAACAUUUUUAGGCAGACAAGAGUUCGUUUUAUUGAUCUGCAUCAGUUUGGUUGCACAUUCACACCUCCCUAAAUGAACAGACCGUACCCUUCACUGCAGUAUGGAACUUAGGACAAUGAGAGGACCUAAAUCCUGUUUUAUUUAUGAACAUAAUUAUGGUGAAGUGCACCAUCACAGAAUAUCUUGAGGAGGUGCUGGAUGUUGUUGGACUUGAUGACCCCCAUCAGCACUUGAGGAGAAGAAGAAGAGCUACAACAACCACUUACAGAUGGGGAUGCCUCUUUGUUGGAGCUGAAGACCUGCAACAGGGAGAUAUUCGUUGUCACAGGACCUGCAGACUCAGGUGUGGAAGCUACUAGGACAUCUACACAAAGUAAAGAUGGCUAAAGCAUCUCACAGCAGCAGAACAAUGUAGGUUCCACAGAAAGAUGGCGACCCAGUCUCCUACAGCCUUUAAUGGCUCAGCAGAUGUUUUGAAAAAUCCAUUCACACAGUUAGAAAAUGUCCCAGAGACCAGAGAGAAAAAACUACAGGCUGUAAAAACUGUUUGGUAAAAGCAUGACAUGCAACGUGCUCCAAGAUCCAGACGGAGAGACAAAAGACCACAGACUGCUUGGCUUGUAUGAAGAGAAAAGACCGACCUGGACAUCAGGAGGGACACGCAUUACAGCUGCAUUUAAAAUGAUGUCGAUCUGUUGAUCUCUGGACAUGAUUCAAGCAUUUAAAAUAAUAUUUGUAUAAAUGUAUAAAGAAUUUAAUGACUAAACAGAUUUUAUGGACUGAAUGGGAUGUUUUCAUGUGAGGUUUGUAUGUUUUGUCUCUGACGUUGUCCCGUGUGCGUAUGAAGUAUGUAUAGUUUGUAUAUCUUGCUUCCUGCAGCUCUGAGAACUGAACACGACCGUAGACUGGACAUUUUUACAGUUUUGGUUCACAAUAUUUUCAUCAGUGGAUGGUUUGUUUUAUUUUAACUACCAAUGAGGAGCUGAUUUAAAGGCGUUUAAAGUCAGCAACCAUCAGGAAGUUUGUUCGUUCCUGUUUCCACAGAUCUGUGUGUGUGCUAGAGGAUGAUUUUUAAUAUGGACAUUAAAGAGAUGGGCAG